UUUACGUUUUGCGGGAAAAUCAAAAAUGGCGGAGACCGAUGAAUUGUUGAAAACAUUGGGUAUCUUGCCUUUGGAAAAGAUAUCUGAAGAUUGGGUGAAGGGAGUAUGGGAGUCAGAUUUCACUGAUGUGUCUGGCAUGGACGAGGAUGUUAUUCUGGACUGGGACCCAGGACAGAUCCUUCCUGCUCUUGCCAGCAUGGUGAAACUAUUGAAGGGCUGGGCAGACAGCCAGGGAGAGGAGGAUGUUUUGUGGUCAAUCCUUGUGGAGAAGAACAUAUCCCUGAAGUGUCUACAGGCUUACCUGGCCUACCUUAUCCUCAAUGGCCACAAGCGUGGGUGUGAUGCCUGUUUGAGGGGGUGUGGCAUGGUUGCAGCCCGGGUGUACGUGGGCCUUGUCCAGGUUCCAGGCAGCGCUGCAUUUAAAGUCUUCCAUCCAGAGCUUUAUGAAAAGUCGCUGGAUUAUGUUAAACUCUUCACAAUGUUUGGGUCUAGUGGAGGCAACAAGAGGAAGAGAAACAGUGUUACCCCGGUGAAGAAGGGAAGAGGUGGGGCAGGCAGGGGUAGAGCAAAGAAAAAACACACAAACUCUCCACCGCUAGAUGAAGUGGGUGGGGAGGACGGGGAGGAUGAGGAUGAUAAUGAGGAUCAGGAGCUUGCCCCCCAGGAAGUGGCCAGUCUACGCUCUCAACUGCACAAACUACUUGUGGACGAGGUGUUGUUCCUGGAAAGAUUUUCCCUGCGCCAGUCGCUGUCCUCCUCCCUGCACACAGUACAAGUGUUAUCACCCUUGACCCGACAUGAGCCAGAACUCUUCUCUGGAGACUUCACAGACAGAACUCCCCCUUCACAAAUGUCAGUGCCGGCAUUAGCCUUUAAGGGUUUAAAGGCCCUGUGUUCUGCUCUCCAUGGACAUGUCAGCUCUCUCAUGAAUGCUACGUGUAAGUGCCUGAUGGGGAACCUGAUGAUGUUGAUAGAGGACAAGGCCGUGGUCAACAUCAGCAAACAGAUGCAGAAUACCAGGGAUGUAGCCAUUGACUUUGUCUGCCUGUUAUUAUCCCAGUGUGGGGAACGUGGUGAGGCAAGUGUGCGGACCCUGCUGCAACACAUGUGUACACGGGUGACAGACCGGGCGGAGUACCGGACCCGGGUUGCCCAUGCUAUUAUGACCAUUGCCCAGCAACUGCCUACACAGUCAUACUGUGCCAUGGUCCAGUGGUUCCACAAAUUGUCUAGGCAUUCACAGAUACACAACCGUGGCUUUGCCCUUGAGAUUGUGUCCGCCCUGCUUGCUACGCCUGAGCGGGCCCCAACUGAGGCAGUCGCCACAGAGAUGAGGCCAUAUAUUACCCACAAGUCCCUGCUGGGCAUCCUGCUGGACAGGUGCUCUGACAAGGCUCCAACUGUGCGUGCUCGAGCAAUCACAUGUUUUAGUCAGUGUUUAAUGUCGGGUGAUGAGAGAAUCGCAGGCACAGUGAGGGAGAUAAUGACACCCAAGUUUCAAACCCGCAAUCCUGACCGCCCACAGAGGCUUAUCAUGACACCGGGAGCAUCUAUCAGGGUUGCUGUAGACAGUGUGGUGUCCUCUGGAGAAGGUACAGAGAUGACAAUUGCCCAGCAGACGAUAGAGGGAGCUUCAGGGGUGCUGGAGGGGCAGACAACAGCUGCUGACCAGAUCACACCCCUUAACCGUGUACAUCUAACCCCAGGAUUUGAUCCGAAUCUGUCCGACAGUGAGGGUGUGUUCUCCAUGUUGAGACGUCGACUGAAUGAUGAGAGAGUGAAUGUCCGCAAGGCCGCCCUACAUGCUCUUGAGGCAGCUGUCAGGUUCCAGAUGCCCAACUACACAGAACAGAACCUAUCAUGCCUGAAAGACCACUGUCGUGACCCCGGGUUGUCAGUGAGGAAACAAGCCCUUCAGUCCCUUACAGACCUAUUAGCAGACUUCCCAACUGACAUCAUCAUACAGACCACAUGGUUGGAGGGGGCCCUGCCUCUUGUGAUAGACCGAGAAUCCACCCUCUCCGAGAAAUGUAUGGAGACCUUGGAAGAAAUUGUAAUCUCAAACGUUGUCCUUGCUGUCAGGUCAAAGUCGGAGAGUCAUACACUGGCAUGGGAGUUGCUGAACAUUAUAUCCAAGCCCCAGAGUGUGGAUUUAAGGAGGUAUCUACAAAAAGCCUGUCACCACUGGUCACGGCAAGGGAAGAUCAAACCUGGCCUCAUUUCUGCCCUUGAGUCACACAUCAACACUGACAACGAUUCUGCUGCGUGGAUGUUGUUGGCCCAGAUAGCCCCAGCCGCUCCCAAGAUUAAGCCAGCCUUCCUGCUGGACUACUGGUACAGUCACAGUGCAGGAAACUGUCCUGUUGAGGUGAUGGAGCGUGUCCUUACUGUGAUGAAGUCUGUGGCCAAACAUCUGCCUACAGAGUCCAGGCUGAUUGAGGACCUUAAGUCACGUCUGCUCAAGUUUGACUCUCAGCCAGAGCUUAUUGCUAUCACUGUUGCCACACUGUCUAAGUUAUGCAGUGUGAAGUCUAGUGAGUCUGGUAACAACUCCUUGGAGACAGAAUGGGCCACAGAACUGUUGACGGCCUGUGACAAGUUCCUGUCCAAAGUUGUCCUACAGAUUGAUGGUGUGAGUCAUAAUGAAGACCAGAUUGUGUGUUACCUUUUCACAUUGGGUGAGGUUGUCCAGCUGUGCCCAGGCCGGGUCCCCAAGCGGGUCUUUCUCCUUGUCCAGAGCAUGAUAGCAGCCCCCUGUAUUACGCCCCUGCCUCCCAGCCAAGCCCACUCUGGGUCCUCAGAUGUGCUAAGCAGCAGUCAUGGCUCUGUUGAGACCCAGGGGACACAGUUCACCCAGGGAACGCAGCCCCUUACACAGUUCAGAGGCUCGCAGAUGUCCAACAGGGUCAGAGCUUUCGCCUUCAUCACUCUGGGCAAACUGUGUCUGCAGCAUGAGGGCCUGGCCAAGAAAUGUAUAGCCGCUCUCGCGCGGGAGUUGGAGGUGGCCACCGACCCAGCCAUACGGAACAAUGUUAUGAUUGUCAUGUGUGACCUUUGUGUCCGGUAUACAACUACAGCAAACAACUACAUCAUCAACAUUGCAUCAUGCCUAAAGGAUGGAAGUCGUCUGGUCCGAAAGCAGACGUUGACAUUGAUAACACGUCUGCUACAGGAGGACUUCCUAAAGUGGAAGGGGGCACUCUUCUUCAGGUUCAUCUCCACUCUCCUGGAUGAGAGUCAGGAGAUUAGCAAGUUUGCGGAGUUUUGCCUGGUGCACAUGCUGAUCCAGAGACACCCUACCAUGUUCUUCCAGCACUUCCUUGAGUGUGUGUUCCACUUUAAUGACUACAACCGUCAUUCCGUGUACAACAAAUUUCAGCAAACAGAAAGAGAUAGAGAACUGUUCUCCCUGAAAGGGGAAAAACAUGUCAAAUCUCGUAUGAGGUUGUACCAGUUCAUGAUGGAGCAGAUGUCAGACGACCAUAGGUUCCAAAUGCAGGGAAAACUUGUACAGGAGGUGCUAGGAGGAGUAGUAGACAACCUGCUACCUAUCAACGAUGACAGCCGAGACCUGAUCAAAGAUACACUUGCCAUACUCAGCUCCAAGGAGAUCAAGCUCUCGUCCCUGAAGGUGAGACCUGCAGAGGAAAUGGCCUUAGACGAACAGGAAAUGGCUGCUGUUGUCAUGGCAACAGCAAAGAAAACACUCAUCACACAGGUUGUGAAAAGAAAUGUGAUAGAGAACAUCGUUCCUGUAGUUGUUGCAGUUAAACACUUGUUGGAGAAGCAGCGGUCACCUCUUCUUAAGGAGCUGCUCACCUAUCUGAGAGAACUUAUGAAAGACUAUAAGGAAGAGGUUAAAGAGAUCCUGUCAGCUGACCGUCAGCUGGCCACAGAGAUAGAGUAUGACUUGCGUAGGUUUGAGGAGGAGCAGGCUGCCACAUCCCGACCCCCCACAGCUCCGUCUAGUAGACAGGGAAGUCCACAGGUUAUGCUGAAGAGCCCUGUGGUAGGGCAGGCAGCGGGGAUCACAUCACCCCAGCCACCUGGGUCGCCUAAGACACCUGCACUGAGAGGGAGGGGUACUCCAGGGUCCAGGGCAAACACCCCAGUGGCUAACAAGGGAACACCACCAGUGUUAAGGAUUAUAACUCCAAAGGGCGCAGUAUCUAGGCCUCCUCCACUCUCUACUGUUGCCCUGCUGAACUCGGCCCGCAGAGCAAUGCCCCCUCCUGACCCACAAACACCCAAACAGAAGUCCCCCCAACCUAGGGAAAAGACUCCACAAGUGGCAGGAAAAGUAAGCCGUGCCAUCAGCACCCCUUCUGUUGCUAUGAGCAACAUCACAUUCCAUGGUGAUGCCAAUGUAACAUUUAUGCCGCCAUCACCGAUUGCAGAGGAUCACUCGAGUGAACAUGUUUAUGAUGAAUCAUCAUUAGGAAUAUCGGGUGCGGAGACGGAGGAAGAGGCAGAAAAUGUUCUCAUUCUGCAGUCGCCUAUGGCAAAGUCGUCAAAGCCAAGAAUGUGGAAUGUAACUUCUCCUGCACCAAAAAAUCUCAAAAAGAUAAUAGAAGCAGGAGAAGAGGAAGCAGUUAUGCCAUUGGCUGAGAUCCAGAAUGUGUCGGCCAAUCAGAGUGAAGAUGACAUGGAAACAGAACAGUUAAUGACAAGGAGUAGUAAAGGUGCUCUUAGGACAAAACAAAAAGCUCCUCAAGAUAAAAGGACAACCAGGAAGAAAGCUGCAAAACACCAACAUUAGGAUCAACUAAAAUGUGUGUAUCUGUGAUCUAUCUGUGUUUUGCGAUGCAUGUUUUUGUCUGCUUGUUCGGGUUUGAAAGUGCCAAAUUUACAGCUUUGAAUACAUGAAUAUGUUCCUUAUUCUUAGUAUUGUAUACAAUUGAAACUUGUCCAUUAUAUCUUGAAGGUUUGUUGCAUCUAUUAAUCUGUAAAUAUUACAAUUAAUUUACUGUAAUGAGACUCUUGUGGCCAGUGAAUUGCGUACAGAUAGCCGAUUUCUUAUUAGAGAAAUGUUUUGUUUGGAAUGAACAGUUUUUUUAUACUUUAUAGCCAGGAUGUUAAUGAUAUUGAUAUAUAUAUAGGGAUGCAAACAAAAGUCGAAAUUGAUUUUCAAAUAUUAGGUAAUUCCUUUGAUCGAAUAUUUAAAUACCAAAAUGAAUCUUUUAAAAGUUUUAAUAAACUAUUAUUACUUGCUCUAGUAAUAGCCGGAGCCUUUUUACUCUUCUUUGUCGUAGCCGUUACCCGUGACAGACCCUGAUUUUUCUCCCCAAAUUAGCUUCUGAAGUUCAGAAUUUUCAGAAGAAAAAAAAAAGCAAUACAUUUUGAACAAACAAAAAACAAAAUCGAAUUAUUUCAAUUCCUGUAAACAAUGCGAAAUCAGAUCGGUGAAAAGCGUAAAUUCCUGGUUGAAUGACAGUAUGUGCUAACAGGCUUGCAGCCUCGUUCUGGGAUUGAUAUAUAUAUGUACUUUGGAAAAUUCAAAUCAACUUUGGAACUAGUAAAAUAAUAAAACGAAAACCAACAUGAAUUUAGACCCAUCACAAUACAGGAAAUAUAUCCCAACUUAACAGUUACAUUUCAAAGCAAAUAUUUCAUGUACGUUGUAAAAUCAUGGAAAACAGUUUAUAGCACAUAACUAGCAGAUUUCAUUCAUAUCAUCAUGGCUAUUGGUGGGAAGGCCUUGGCAUGAUCAUUUAAAUGCAAUGAAAAUAAUUGGAUUUGUUUGAUGUCACUUGUCUUAUAGCCAGUUAUUGUAAAAUUAGGGGGACCGUUUUUAGUAUCCAAUGAUAUGACACGUUAGUGGAUUGUCAUCAAGUUCAAGCUUCUGGCAUAAGUGGCCAAUUGUUAUAAAAACAAGACAAACUUCAUACACAACAACACAGUUAUAGCCAAAAGGCUUAUUAUUCUAUCUCUUUAACGAAAAAAAAACUCGAAUAUUUGAAUACUGAUUUUCACAUUUGAAUACCAAACAUUCUAUCGAAUAUUUGAACAUUUGUUUGCAUCCCUAAUAUAUGUAUAUAAAUGGCUUUUUGUACCAAAUGAGCUAUAGUACUUUCAUGUAGUAUACAUGUACCGGUAUACUUUUGUAUUUUCUAGCUUGUAAACAUUAUUAAUGCUUUAUGCAUCUGCUGGAACUUAUAUCACUUUGAUGCACAUGUACGUAUAUAUAUGAAAGAAUAAAUGGUUUUUAAGAGUG
Messenger RNA from Mya arenaria, 6214 nucleotides. RefSeq names its product condensin-2 complex subunit D3-like. Bases 26 to 4759 code for a protein of 1577 amino acids. The transcript has 38 exons. Gene Ontology annotation, molecular function: histone binding. Gene Ontology annotation, biological process: mitotic chromosome condensation; meiotic chromosome condensation. Lineage: Eukaryota; Metazoa; Mollusca; Bivalvia; Myida; Myidae. The record is from RefSeq and is a predicted model, not a curated record. Gene Ontology annotation, cellular component: condensed chromosome, centromeric region.